CCGUUCUGACAAGAAAUUGAUUUUUUUUGUUUGUUAAUAAUUAAAUGUAAUAGUUUAUAUACUAAGCAUUAAAAAAAAAACUUCUUGCAGUUAGCAGCUGUUAGCAGACGUUGGAGGUGAAGGAAAAGCUCUUCUGAGAGGAACGCAUUAAGUCCAGUGAUCAUCAUGAGUAAGACAAAGCCGAAGCUUCCACCACGAAGAGCAACUCUGAUUCAUGAAGGUCCUCCAAAACGAUCCCUUCUACAUACAGAAAGGACAAAUCUUGAUGAAAAUGGAAAAGUCAGAAAAUGGACUUAUGGAAACAAAGAUGACAGUAAACCAAACAAAAUUGUUCUUCUGGUGGGAGAGACUGGUGCUGGUAAGACGACUCUCAUCAACACCAUGGUCAACUACUUACUGGAAGUGACGUUCAAGGAAGAAAAGUGGUAUGAAAUUACAGAAGAAGAAGCCGGAGAUCAAUCAGAAUCACAAACUUCUGAAAUCACCAUGUAUGAAGUCUUUUCUAUUAAAAGUCCCAUAUCUCUCACCAUCAUUGAUACUCCAGGCUACGGAGACACUAGAGGACUGGACAAAGAUCUGGAAGUUGCUGAGAAUUUAUCUGCACUUUUCCAAAGAAAUGAUGGAGUUUGUGAAGUUGAUGCUGUGUGUUUUGUGAUUCAAGCGUCUAAGAAUCGUCUCUCAGACAGACAGCAUUACAUUAUCAGUUCAAUUCUGUCUUUGUUUGGUAAAGACAUUGUGAACAACAUUGUGUUUUUAAUCACACACUCUGAUGGUCUGCCACCCCAUAAUGUCCUUUCUGGCAUCAAUAAAGCUAGAAUCCCCUGCAGACGAGACAAAAGUGGCCAACCUGUUCAUUUCUUAUUUAACAACAGACAGACUGAAGGUCGUCACACUAAAGAUCGUCAUGUUCGUGCUCAAAGAGACGCCUGGGAAGACAGUGUGGAAGGCAUGAAGCAAUUCUUUCAGACUCUGAAUGAAAUGAACAGAAAAAGUUUAAAGUUAACUUCAGAUGUACUGAUGGAACGAAUUCAGUUUGAAGCAUCCAUCUGCAACUUGCAGCUGCGAAUUCAAGAGAAGGAGCUGAAAAUAGAUGAAAAACGUCAGAUCCAGGAGGCAAUGGUGCAAAACAAGGAAAAGAUUGAGGAGUGUAAAAACUUCACGAUUCAAGUCAAAAAGACUGUAAAAGAGAAGGUGCCCAUCGAGAGCAGGUCAUGGAAGAACAGGAAAGCGACAACCUGCACCGUCUGUUUAGAAAACUGUCAUGAGUUUGACUGCUGGUGGGUUUCUGAUCCCAGCAAAUGUGAAGUCAUGAAAAAAGGCUACUGCACCGUGUGCACAGGGAAGUGUCAUCACAGCAAACACGUCAAAGAAAACAAGAAAUACAUCUUCAGAAUUUCAAAUGUCAUGAUGGAGUUUGACUCCAUAAAAAAGGAAUAUGAAAAAGCCCAAGAAGAGUCCAAAAUAUAUUCAUUUUUAAUGCAACGUCUUGACAAAGAUCUGAAGGAUAUUGAAGACCAAAAGUCAAAUCUACUGUCCGAAGCUUACAGGACCAUCAAAAAUCUGUCUCAGAUCGCAUUAAAACCAGACUCUGCCUUCACUCUUCAGCAUCUGGACUUCUUCAUCCCCAGAGUGAGGGAGGCUGGGAAAGAAGACUGGGUGAGAGAGUUGGAGGAAAUGAGGAGAAAAGCUGUAGAUGAUGAAGCCAAUAAAAACGCUCUGAGUUAUCUGAAAGCUGGUCUGGCAAAACUUUUCAUGAAUGGGAAAUGAUUAAAUCCAGUACAGUGAACAAUCAAAGUAGAAAAGAAAAAUCAGUAGUUGGACUGUCACAGUAAACCCCUAGUUGUAUGCAGUUGUGCUGUGUUGGCCCGUGUGGCCAGAUUUACCAUCAAGAUUAUGUUUGCCAACUUUGUUCUAUUUUUAUUGUGAGAUCUUUGCAGGGAGGAGGAUGCCCUUUAUUUUGAGAAUCUAUGUUUUAUCCUGUGUUUGACUAGAGAGGGAUUAAGGGAAGUGUCUGUCUUUCGUUUCAUUUUUCUUUUAAUGCUAGGUAAGGUAUUAUUUACAAACCCUCAGCUAGAGUUCCUUUUGUUUGUUAUUUUGGCUUUUCUCCCUCCUGAAGCCUUAUGUUUGUAUCCCACUGAUAGGUUUAAAAUGAACAUUGUAUGUUGGUUUAUUUAAAACUGGUGUGACGAUUUGUGUUUGUCCUGGGACCUGGAGACAGGAGUUCUCUCACUCUCUCCCCACUCUUUAUUAUGCUUCUUUCCGGCCCAUAGAUCAUAAAGUGGGGAACGUAACAUACUACAGAGAAUAUGAAGAUGCUUUAUAAAGUGAUGGAGCAACCUAUGUAUGGUCCUGUACUGUUAAGGGGUUGAAGCUGAAUAUUUAUAAUUUAAAUUACUGUAAACUAAUUAAAGGAAGGACAGACAGACAGACAGACUCAGUGGUGUGGGCAGAAUGGUAUUUUUGGUCAGGCCUGGGCAAAAGUGAGUGGGCACUAGACACAGACUCAAUAUUCAGGUAAUUUCAAAGUUUUUGUUGAUCCUAUUGAACAAUAAACUGUAGUACACAGUGGAAGACAUGCAUAUUAAAACUACAACAUAUUAGUCACUAACAAGAACAUGCCCAUUGUCAACAUAAUCAAGGAAGGAUAAUUUUGCCCCUCC
Molecule: messenger RNA, 2660 nt
Organism: Carassius gibelio (silver crucian carp)
Lineage: Eukaryota; Metazoa; Chordata; Actinopteri; Cypriniformes; Cyprinidae
Exons: 2
Coding region: 166-1767 (533 amino acids)
Molecular function (GO): GTP binding
Source: RefSeq, a predicted model, not a curated record